This is a messenger RNA of Carassius auratus (goldfish), 2798 nucleotides long. Its product is annotated as beta-galactoside alpha-2,6-sialyltransferase 2-like. The transcript is spliced from 6 exons. The record is from RefSeq and is a predicted model, not a curated record. The coding region runs from base 162 to 1520 and encodes 452 amino acids. NCBI's taxonomy places the organism in Eukaryota, Metazoa, Chordata, Actinopteri, Cypriniformes, Cyprinidae. Gene Ontology annotation, cellular component: Golgi apparatus. Gene Ontology annotation, biological process: sialylation. Gene Ontology annotation, molecular function: beta-galactoside alpha-2,6-sialyltransferase activity.
GAAUUAAUGUUUUAAUGUAGUUAAUGUUCACGUGUGAACGUGUAUUAGUGUUUAUUUUGUUUAUUACAAGCGCAUGCUGGACGGAGCAGGUGCGAGAGAUUGAAUGCAGCCGCGCAACGCAGACGGUCUGCCACUGCAGGUGAGUGUUGUGGAACAGGGUGAUGGGAGUCCAGGACUCUCUAUUGCCGGGCUUACGGCAUGUCACGAAGCAGUUGGCUCAACUUCUGCUGCUGGUGCUACUGCUCUGGAUUCUGUUUUUCUUCGUUGUCUUCACUUACUUCACUGACUCCCAGGUGAACAUGCCCCAAAAGAUUAUCCCGUUCAACUCUGAGUCUCAACACUCAACCUAUGUUCAGCAUAAUUCCCGGGCCAUCAUGGCGUCCCAUAAUUCCCGCUGGCGUCUGUAUGCAGACAGGAAGGGUCCUUUACAGCAAAGGCAAGUGUUUCAACCUCCUCGCGCUAGAGAAGAGUUUGAUUUCAUGAAUUUUGGAGAACGUCGUCCAAAGGCAAGGAAGUACUUGAAGAAGCCUCCUAGAAAUGAAUACAGUGAUGACUAUUUUUCCAAUGACUGGUCGGUGAUUCGCGGUCUGUGGAACGGUCAGGUGUCCUACAAAAUGCUAAGCCAUCAACUACAGCAAGCCUUGAGGGACCAUGUUCGCUCUAAUAAGCACAAUGUUCUCUACAAAGGCCAACGAAAGGCAAACAAGAGUAGAGAGGAGAUGCUGUGUCAGAUGAAAUGGCAAGCCCAACUCAGGACCCUGGAUGGCUCUGAACAGCCCUUUGCUCACCUAGGCUUUAAACAGCUGUCUUCUUCUAAACUGCAGAAGAUGUACACAACAUGUGCUGUUGUGACUUCAGCAGGGGCAAUACUGAACUCAUCACUGGGACGUGAAAUUGAUUCCCAUGAUGCAGUGGUGCGUUUUAAUGCUGCACCCAGCAAGGGCUAUGAAAAGGACGUGGGCAGCAAGACAACCAUUCGAAUCAUGAACUCUCAGAUUCUAGCAAACCCCAAACACAACUUCAGCACUAGUUCGCUUUAUAAGGACAUCACCUUGGUAGCCUGGGAUCCUGCUCCUUAUAACAUUGACCUGCAUAAGUGGUACCAGCAACCCGAUUAUGACCUGUUUACUCCAUACAUAACUCACAGAAAGAAUUUCCCUGAGCAGCCCUUUUAUAUCCUGCAUCCUUCAUUCAUCUGGAAACUUUGGGAUAUUGUGCAAAGCAACACAAAGGAUAACAUUCAACCCAACCCUCCUUCUUCGGGAUUUAUAGGUAUAGUCAUGAUGAUGAACUUUUGUGAGGAGGUCCAUGUGUACGAGUACAUUCCUUCAAUGAGACAAAGUAAGCUGUGCCAUUACCAUGAGAAGUAUAACGAUGCGGCCUGCACAUUUGGGGCAUACCACCCUCUGCUUUACGAGAAACUGCUUAUCAAGCGAAUGAGCACAGCUUCGGAGGAGGACAUCAAGAAAAAGGGAAAGGUCACACUGCCAGGAUUCAGUAAGAUCAACUGUCUGCUGUGAUUUACAGGCUCAAACUUACAGCAGCGUGAAAAGAUGAAACAGGUCUCCAAGACUGUAUGAACCCUUCAAAGACUAGAGUGAAGGACCCUUAACAGGCUAGAGGUUUUACCCAUAGUUCUUGUAACAAACUGAGACAAGAUAUUAUAAUGAAGAGGGUAAUUAACCACAUUUCAAAAGUCUGAUCAUCUUAAGAUGGUCCUUAUGCUGAAAGACAUUAAGCUACAGCUUUCACUCGCAAUGGAGUCAGAAAUGUCCUAAUGACCUUAAAAUGACCUCAAUUCAGACAGAGAUUACAGAUGCUGUACAUACAAAACAUGAUGUGAUGCAGGCCACAGGAGAGUUUCAAAGUAAACUCUUGAUAUGCUUGGAAGAGCUACUGAAAUGAAGAAACAUUAGAUUAUAAAUAUAAAGAUCCACUUACACCAUUUCCUGAGAGGAAUCAAAUUCUAGUUUGUGUUCUAAGAAUAACACAGAAAAAAAGUAGGAAGAGAGGGUUGAAUAUCAAGUUUUACAUUUCCAAAAUGUUGGAAUUUUUGAGUCACUGUCAUUUAAAGCUGCUCACAUUUUGUAUAUAAAAAGGACAAUUACCUUUUUAAGUUUCAGUAUGAAAUGAGUUAAGAUGGAAAGAGAUUCCUCUUUUCUGUCUAUCUGUGCCGAUGUGGUAAUUUUGAAUAAAUCUUUUGCAGUUUUUAUUGGUUAGAUGACAAUUCAAAGCUGUUAAUAUUCCACAGAGCCAAGAUCAUUAGAUUUUAACUGUAGAGAAAAUGAUCAGUGUAAUUUGUAAAGGUGUUUUAUGACUGAUUUAUUUCAUAAUAUGAAUGUGAAGUGCUACUAACAAACCUCUGAGAUAAGACAAUGCUUAACUUAGAAAAGUUUAACACUGACUUUUGGGCAGAUCAUUUUUAUUAACCUUUUUAUAUUUAUUUGUGCUUUAGUAAAAUGUUUAGUAAAUGUAUUUAAAAAUACUGUAUUAUAUAUUGACACAAAUGGUGUCUCAAGCUGUACCGAUACUUAACUGCUGUUAUUGUUUAAAUAACUCACAUUUUGAAUGGAGUUUAUUAUUUAUUUAUCUUUUCUUACAAUCAAUUUUGUACUUGCCAUUGUUCUUUCUAUUGGCUGGUAAUUUGUUUCAUAAUAGUGGAUGUUGGGUUAAGACAAUUAAAAUAAAAGAAAUGUAUUUCUGGAAGAAAUGUUAACUUUUAAGCACCCAUGAUAGUUCAGUGUAUGAUAAGAAAUCAAAUCCCAUGAUUUAGUGUUCAUUAAAAAGUUUGAAAAGUC